This is a messenger RNA of Paramecium primaurelia, 523 nucleotides long. The record is from the annotation of a GenBank genome assembly. Lineage: Eukaryota; Ciliophora; Oligohymenophorea; Peniculida; Parameciidae.
AUGAAUGGGAAAUUUUAAUAUUUUCCAGAUUUUCCAAAACCAUUAGAAAUAAAUAAUAAUAGGGAACAUCUUAAAUAAGGUUUUAAUGGAUUGUAUUAGGAGUAAGUAUAAAUUUAAAUAUUUUAGAAUUUAAGCUCUAUUUUCGAGUAAAUUUGUAAGAGAAUUAAAUGGAGAAUUAGAUACUAAUGCAGAUGAAGUUGUUCUUUUUUUAGAGACUGCUGAAAAUAUUUAAUUAUUGAUGCCAUAUUUUUUUGAUCUAAAUAAAGCAAUAGUAGAAUUUUAUGCAACAAUAAUUUCGACAUCUGUUGAUAUUUUAGAAACCGAUUAUUAGAAAUAUUUAAUCUAUUAUAUUAUAUUUGGAAUAGUAGCUUCAACUAUUUUAUUUUCUGUGGUAAUAUAUGCAACUAGAAAAUUAUAAAGAUAAAUAAGAGCAAUUAGAUAGGCAUUGAUAUUAUUACCACAUGAAAGUUUAUUGGAUGUAUAAGUUUAUAAUGCAAUAAAGAGAUUUGAGUAAAAGAUGUGA